This is a messenger RNA of Daucus carota subsp. sativus, 1993 nucleotides long. RefSeq names its product F-box/kelch-repeat protein At1g55270. Lineage: Eukaryota; Viridiplantae; Streptophyta; Magnoliopsida; Apiales; Apiaceae. The transcript is spliced from 3 exons. Gene Ontology annotation, molecular function: protein binding. The coding region runs from base 531 to 1823 and encodes 430 amino acids. The record is from RefSeq and is a predicted model, not a curated record.
ACUCUCUUUCACACAUAAUACACAGUUUGGUCUCAUCUUAAAAACUGUAUGUGCUUGGUAGGUUGCGCCGUUUGAUUUAUUUUACACACACUGUCAGUAAUAUACACGAAAAUGGGCCCUUUAUUCCACCGAAUGUUUUAAUGCCUGAUGGUGGUGGUGAGGUGAGAUACAAAACCACUCUUCAUCUUAAUCAACCCCUCCUUUCUUUCAACCCCAACCCCAUUUCUUGCUGUCUUGCAUUUGAUUUUUUCAUGCUCUAACUGCUUUAUUAUCCACCCAUCUUGCUUAUUUUGGGUUUUAUCCAUCUGGGUUUUCUUGGGGUUCGAGCUUUUUUUGAAAGUUCUUGAAUUUGUGGUUUUGUUUGUGAUUGCUUGGAAGUUGCUGUUUUGGGCUUGUAGUUUGGUUGUUGGGUCUGGGUUUCUGUUAGGUCUGAGCAGGAAUUAGGACCUGGUUUUUUUGAGACUUGGGCUUGGAAGUUAAGUGAUGAAGCUUCAUUGAUUUUGUUGAAAUUGAAGUUGGAAAUCAAUUCGAUGUCGCGCGGGGAUAGAGUAAUUCAGCCACCCCUGGUUGAUACAACAUGUUUUUGUAGAGUAGAUGCAGGCCUUAAAACUGUUUCUGGUGCUAAGAAAUUCGUUCCAGGAUCAAAGCUCUGUCUCCAGCCUGAUGUUAAACCUUCGAUUCAUCCUACUAGACAGAAGCCAAGCCGUGGUGAUAGAAAUCGGAGCCAGUCUCCUCUGCUUCCUGGUCUUCCUGAUGAUCUCGCCAUUGCUUGCUUAAUCCGUGUCCCAAGAAUUGAGCAUCGUAAGCUUCGAUUAGUGUGCAACAGAUGGUACCGUCUUUUGGCAGGUAACUUCUUUUAUACCCUCCGGAAAAAUCUGGGAAUUGCAGAAGAAUGGAUAUACAUUAUGAAAAGAGACAAAGAUGGAAAAAUUGCAUGGCAUGCUUUUGACCCUACAAACCAGCUUUGGCAGCCUCUGCCUCCUGUUCCCAAAGAAUAUUCUGGAGCGCUUGGUUUUGGAUGUGCUGUCCUUAGUGGCUGCCACCUCUACUUGUUUGGAGGCAAAGACCCUGUCAAGGGAUCAAUGAGACGGGUCAUUUUUUACAGUGCACGGACAAACAAAUGGCACCGUGCUCGAGAUAUGCUCAGGCGACGACACUUCUUUGGCUGUUGUGUUAUUAACAACUGUUUGUAUGUAGCAGGCGGGGAAAAUGAGGGGGUGCACCGCUCACUGAGGUCAGCUGAAAAAUAUGAUCCAAACAAGAAUAGAUGGUCGUUCAUUUCAGAUAUGAGUACAGCCAUGGUGCCCUUCAUUGGGGUAGUCUAUGAGGGCAAGUGGUUUCUGAAAGGGCUUGGAUCUCACAGACAGGUCCUGAGCGAGGUAUAUCAGCCUGCAAGUGAUAAGUGGGAUCCUGUUCACGACGGAAUGGUUGCUGGCUGGAGGAACCCUAGCACCUCAUUAAAUGGGAAAUUAUAUGCUUUGGAGUGUAAAGAUGGUUGUAAGCUUAGGGUCUACGAUGAAACAACAGAUUCUUGGAGCAAGCAUAUUGACAGUAAGAUGCAUAUAGGAAAUUCAAAGGCUUUAGAAGCAGCAGCACUUGUCCCGCUCAACGGAAAACUAUGCAUUAUUCGUAACAAUAUGAGUAUUACAAUGGUGGAUGUUUCAAAAUCAGGUGACACAACAGGAGCUACCGCCGAACAUUUAUGGGAAACCAUAGCCGGCAAAGGUCAGUUCAAAACAUUUGUGACUAAUCUCUGGUCAAGCCUUGCUGGUAGGAGCCGCCUAAAAAGCCACAUUGUUCAUUGUCAAGUUCUUCAAGCCUGAUUGUCAAUUCAUGGUGUUGUAAAUUACUCUGAUAUUAUUACCAUUAAAGUGUAAAAUCUUUAAUGGGGUAUCAACAUCUCUUGUUGUGAUAAUCUCUCUCUGCACAGGAUGGAUGGUAUAAAAGCAGAUGCAAUUUAUGCAUCAUCAGACUGCUGAUUUUUGAGUUGCUA